This is a messenger RNA of Blepharisma stoltei, 1380 nucleotides long. The record is from the annotation of a GenBank genome assembly. NCBI's taxonomy places the organism in Eukaryota, Ciliophora, Heterotrichea, Heterotrichida, Blepharismidae.
AUGUCUGCUGGAGCAUUUAUUUCAAUUUUCAUUUUAAUUAUAAUAACUGAUCUAGUAAUGCUUUUACUAUUUCUCUUGGCAUUUGUAGAAUCAACGUUGCUCUCUUCAGUAACCGUUUUCAGACACGGUGCAAGAUCUCCUGUAAAUCGCUUCAGCUGAGACACAGGCUACUGGCCACGUGGGCUUGGAGAGCUCACACUUGAAGGGAUGAUUCAAGAAUACAAUCUUGGCCUAAAGCUAAAAGACCGUUACCUCAGCUCAGGCUGCGAAUUUGAUAUAAAUAAUAUAUCCAAAGAAAUUUAUGUCAGAUCAUCUGACUCAAAAAGAGCAAUAAUGAGCGCUCAAUUUUUCAUGAUGGGAUUUUUAUCAAGUGAAUCCUUGUAUCCUGAAGUAUUAAACUUAUUUAAAAUCAAUGAAAGCAUUUACUAUUAUAAAAAAAUAAACUAUUAUUAUUUUCAUUAUAAGCAGUAUAUUUGAAAGUCUUGCUUUUCCCUCUAAGUAUGUAUUAGGAGAUGAAAAAUUUAAUUUAUAUGUUAUUGAGUUACCAAAUACCCAUACAAAAGUCAAAGUUUAUUCCAUAAAAAAGAAGCUGGAUCAUAUGCUUGUAGGGUGAAGCUCAAAAGUAUGCCCAAGGCUUAAAGAAAUAUUUUAUGAGGUUUGGCAAACUGAAGAAUAUAAGCAAAAAGUACUUGAAUACAAUUUAGGCACAAAGCUUGAAAUGAGAGACUCUUUUGAUACUGACGUGUCACUUGAAAAGUCUUGGGAAUAUGCAGAUACAAUACAGUGUGAGCUGUUUCAUGGCUAUGAAUUAUACAUUAUUUACUUAAAUAUUCCAUCAUCAUUAGGGCCAAUUUUUAAAAAUAUAAUAUUAGCCAAUCUUACUAAUUAGGCUUACCCAAAAAUACAAAUUAUGAUUUGUAUUGAAAAAUCCAUGGACUUCAUAAUUAUACAAAUUCCUAUGCUUUUAAUAAAGAAGGUGCAAGCUUGGUAUCAUCAAAAUUUUUCAAAGAACUUUUGGAGAAGUUUAAUUGGAAAAUAAACAAUGAUUUCCGAGAAAAAUUCGGGUUCUACUUCGCUCAUGAUGCAACGCUGGUUGGCUUUUUAAAAUUUUUGAAUAUAUGGGAUGGAAAUAAUCCAGAUUUUGGCGCUUAUAUUACAUUUGAACUUCAUCAAGAAAAUAAUGAGAAUUAUGUGAAAAUUUUAUAUAAUGAUGUUCACGUUAAACUUCAAGAGUGCAAAGAGGAUUGUCUGUGGGAAGAUUUUCAAAAAAUUGUUGCAGAGAAGCUAACUUUAGAUUUAAAUAAAGCUUGCAGUCUGAAAUACGAUUUUAAUGUUGAAGAAACAAGUGUAUUCAAGAGCAGCGAUAGAGAAAUAGACUAA